AUGGCUUCUAUCAUACGAUCAUCCUCCGCCAUCAACGGCGUCUGUCGUCUCGCUCGACCUGCUUUCAUUGCUACCGCAGGAUUCGCAUCUUCCUCUCGACAUGGAUUGGAUUUUACUCGACCUUUAUUUAACCCCUCACCUGCCAAACCCACCAUCUUGAUCGAACAAGAACUUAGUUCAAUCAGCUCAGUAGAACCUGAACUCUCAACUGAAUCACAUGAAACUCCUUCUACUUCCAAACCAUCUUCUUCUUCAAAACUUACGCCUCAACCUACCCCAUCACCUAAAACUGUCCCCACGCCCAAAUUACACACACCCCAAUUCUCCACGCCUACUCCCGCACCCAAGUCCCGGAAGGGCAAGAAUGCGCCUGGUCCUCGAUUCAUGGUAGAGACAGACCGACUUGGUGGAGACAGACAAAAUAAUCCGACACAUACAUUACAUAUCAAAUCGACACGUAAUAAUGUUGUCUUAUCGUUAACAGAUGGGAUGGGACCUGUUUUUUCAACUGUAUCAGGAGGUUCUGACAAGAUAUUCAAAAACUCACAACGAUCAAGUUAUGAAGCUGCUACUCAAGCAGCAACCAAAAUGUUCGAAAAGAUCUUAGAAUGGAAUAGAUCGUUAAGCCCAUCCAAUAAAGUUAAUAUAAGAGUCGCUUUUAACGGUAUGUUCGGUAUGGGAAGAGAAGCUAUCAGUAGUGCUUUGGCAGGUCCAGAAGGUCAAGAAUUAAGAAGUUUAAUCACAAGAGUUGAAGAUAGAACUAAAAUUAAGAUUGGAGGUACAAGAGCCCCUAAACCAAGGAGAUUGUAG
Molecule: messenger RNA, 810 nt
Organism: Kwoniella shivajii
Lineage: Eukaryota; Fungi; Basidiomycota; Tremellomycetes; Tremellales; Cryptococcaceae
Exons: 1
Coding region: 1-810 (269 amino acids)
Biological process (GO): mitochondrial translation
Cellular component (GO): mitochondrial small ribosomal subunit; ribosome
Molecular function (GO): structural constituent of ribosome
Source: RefSeq, a predicted model, not a curated record